CCCUAUUUUUAUAUGAAACAGAAAUCAUUUAAUAAAAAUAUAAGUACAACAUUUACAGUUCCCAUUAUUGUUGCAGUCAAUAAUAUAUAUAUAUAUAUAGAUGAUCCAGCCAAUGAAUGAGGUCUGGUUGCGUCUUGAAGAAUUUCAGCACCUUGGACAGAGACGGAGGCUUUCGUGUCCCCGUCGCGCUUCUGCUCUCCUCCAGACCACAGAUGAGCAGCCAUGCAGAAAUCCAUCACGACAGCAGCUCCUUAGCUCAUUUUGCUCAGGUGCAUUUAAAAAAAACAAGUGAUUUAACAGUCAAAGGACCAAUAAAAACAUGAACUGAUUUCCUUUUCGUUACAACUUUGGAUAUAUUAUCUUUGAAACCAAUGACUUUGCAACAACAUCAAGAUGAUGUUUUCUGAUUGAAAACUUUGGAGAGAUAACGAAACGUCUCACUUUGUCCUUCGGAUGUACAGGUCCUUUACUCCACUCUUCGUUUCAGUUCAGAAUUGCCUCAUUUACAAGCAGUUUAUGCAGCUCGACUGACGUCAAUGGAGCGGUGUGUGAUGUAUAUAACCAUUGAGCUCCAGGAGCUCCACUCCAGUCUGUCUGCAAACACUCUUCCUUACAAGUACUUUUGAAGCAACAGAAGACGACCGAGAAGCGCGCUGCUGUGUCCAGCAUGAAGCCCGUCCCUUUGGUCCUGCUCAUAACUUCAGUCUUACUGACCACCCACAUCCCGCUGAGCACCUGUCGACCCCGCGACCUGAGCCUCAUGAACAGCCAGCUAGACGACGUGCUGUUAAACAGGGCAGGAGACGACGCCGUGUCCUACCUCGUGGGCGAAAAACUCCUUCAGUAUUUGCAAAGAAACCUCGGAGCGCAGAAGGCAGGCGGUGUCCUGCAUCUCCCGCACUUCCCCACGGCGCAGCUGCGCUCUCCUCACGAGGACAACAGCUUAGAGGAGCUCACGGAGUUUUCCAAACGGAACGACGAUCCUCCGAUCUCCAUCGACCUCACCUUCCACCUGCUGAGAAACAUGAUCGAAAUGGCGCGGAUCGAGAAUCAAAGGGAACAGGCGGAACUGAACCGCAAAUAUCUAGAUGAGGUUGGGAAGUAGCUGUAGCUCCACGAUGAUGCUUUCGAUCGGCGAGUAAAGAACAAGCUCAAUGCACUCUUUCACACCCCCAAACUCUCGCUAAAGCAUAUGACAUUCACCGAUGCCUCCUGCUGACCCACACUCUUAGAAAUAAAGGUUCUUCAGUGGUUCCUUGCCACUGCAAAGAACCUCCUUCUCGUUCUUGAGUUGGCCAAGGUUCUUUGGAGAUGGAAAAAAAGGUUCUUCAGAUCAGGUUUCUAUUGGUUUCUGCGUUCCAACAUGAAGAACUACAGAAAAGAAAAAAAAAGUUCUUCUAAAAGGUUCACUUGUGGCAUCAGGGUUAUGUGGAACCUUUAUUUUUAAGAGUGGCAUCUAUCUGUUCACCAGAAGAGUUUCUGGUGACCUGCUGCUGUCUCCAUCACCUCUGGACCAUUUCAGAACCAGGAACCACAUGCAAGAGCCACAACAGACCUACCAGGACCUCUGCCCACAGCAAAUGAUCAGUCAGGGUGGUUCACGCGUAACCAAAUCGAGAAACGAAUCAAUCUACAAUUGACUUUGAGUGUUUACAGUUAUUGGCCUCCUACUUAAGAGUUACACUCUUUAAAAACAAAGGUUCUUAAUUGGCAUCGGUGGUUCCAUGAAGAACGUUUAAAGGUUCUUUUUAGAACUGUUCACUGAAAGGUUUAGAAGGCAUUGCUGUGAAAGCCCUCUUUUUGAACCUUUGUUUUUCAAAUGUGUAUAAAUGGAAGAAGUAUUACUAAAACAUUACAAAUCCUGCUAAUUAGGAUUGAGUUAUUCUCAAUGAAGUAAAAAGAAAAGGCCAUUGUAAAGACUAAUUUCUGUUCGGCUGGUUUGGUCGCAUCCUCUCACUUUGCCAACGGGAGUGUUCUCUCAUGACAUAAAAAUGCUAUACUUUGGUAAUAUUACCAAUAUUUACCACACACAUAAUGCCAGAUGCUCACUGUAUACUAAGUGCAAAAGUAUGUUCUCCUCACAUGGUGGGAAACAAUGAUCUGUAGCACUUCAACCAAGAGGCUUACCCACGUUUUGUGACAAUAAUGUUGGACAAUAUUACAAAGUGCUUGAGAUAUACUGUACAUUGUAUAUUGCUUAUCAUUAUGUAAAUUACAUAUAUAUUGCACCUAAAUGCAUAAACAUGACUUUGUAUUUUGAACAUGAAUCUGCAGAAAUAAAUGAGACUAUAUGCCUUUUACAAGUAACUGCAAACAUGUAAAUCUCAUUAUCACCCAUUAAAAGUGGUAAUGAUCACAGCAGACAGGUUUAUAGGAAGCCAGCUUCACUGACAUUUACACAGGCAUUAACGUCACACAGAACAUAAAAACACAAGUGGUGAGUAACAGGUGAGAUGCCACUAUGGAAACUGCUGUGCGUUCUUUUGAAAUGUUGCAUGCAUGAAAUGAAUUGCUGUAACAGGAUUAAUCCAAAAAGCUUUUUUACAUGUGAUUCUACUAGUUGAUCUAGGUAGUGAUUUAUCACUAUUUUUAAAUAAGUGGUUAUCUUAUAAAUGUAGAAUUAUUAGCCUGUCUAUGUCAUCCAAUUCAUUCACCACUUUUGAAAAUAUGAAGCAUCUUUAUUUGAAAGUGAAAAAUACACUAUAAAGCUACAAACAAACAAAUGACAAAAAAAAAAUAAAAUAAACAUCUGGGUUGUCCAAAUAUAUAUGUAUAUUCACUACCAUUCAAAGUUUGAUGAAUAUGAUUUUAGUAAGAUUGUAUUUGCUAAAAAUAUCAUUUUAAAUAUAUUCAGCCAGGAAGCAUUAAAUACUUUUAUUAAACACUUUUACAUUGACUUAAAAAAAUGCUUUUCUAUUGGACUUUCUAUUC
Messenger RNA from Onychostoma macrolepis, 2931 nucleotides. RefSeq names its product urotensin 1 (gene ucn1). The record is from RefSeq and is a predicted model, not a curated record. The coding region runs from base 668 to 1105 and encodes 145 amino acids. Gene Ontology annotation, cellular component: extracellular region. Lineage: Eukaryota; Metazoa; Chordata; Actinopteri; Cypriniformes; Cyprinidae. The transcript is spliced from 2 exons. Gene Ontology annotation, molecular function: hormone activity.